AUGGAUCCACAUAAAGGGCAACAAACGGCUAAACAAGAACAAGUUAGUUUAGGUGCACAAUUAGCUGAAGGAGAACUUAAUUUUGGUGUUGCUCAUAUUUAUGCAAAAACAAUCGCUCGUGUAACAGGUGGAAUAAAAGUACAAGUUGAUCGUGAUCAAGCAUCACCAUAUGCUGCUAUGUUAGCUGUACAAGAUGUUGCUGAACGUUGUCGUGGAUUACGUAUAACUGCAUUACAUGUACGACUUCGUGCAACUGAGCCAACACUUGAUUGUCAUAUUGUUGAUGAAGGGGAGUUAGAAGUACAUUUUGGUUAA
Rotaria sordida is the source of this 315-nucleotide messenger RNA. The record is from the annotation of a GenBank genome assembly. NCBI's taxonomy places the organism in Eukaryota, Metazoa, Rotifera, Eurotatoria, Philodinida, Philodinidae.